Molecule: messenger RNA, 759 nt
Organism: Carica papaya (papaya)
Lineage: Eukaryota; Viridiplantae; Streptophyta; Magnoliopsida; Brassicales; Caricaceae
Product: histone H2B
Cellular component (GO): nucleosome
Molecular function (GO): protein heterodimerization activity; DNA binding; structural constituent of chromatin
Source: RefSeq, a predicted model, not a curated record
UAUCGAGCGAACAAUAAUCUAUCGCUUGUUUCUCUUGAUUCGCCUUCCAAGCUAAAUCUUAUUUCAAGAAAGUCGGUGAAGCUUCAAUGGCUCCCAAGGCAGAAAAGAAGCCCGCGGAAAAGAAGCCUGCCUCCGAGAAGCCAACAGAGGAGAAGAAGGCGGUGGCUGAGAAAGCUCCGGCGGAGAAGAAGCCAAAGGCCGGCAAGAAGCUUCCAAAAGAAGCCGGCGCCAGCGGUGAUAAGAAGAAGAAGAGGACCAAGAAGAGCACUGAGACCUACAAGAUCUACAUCUUUAAGGUCCUCAAGCAGGUGCACCCUGACAUCGGAAUCUCGAGCAAGGCUAUGGGAAUCAUGAACAGUUUCAUCAACGAUAUAUUCGAGAAGCUUGCUCAGGAAGCCUCAAGACUCGCGAGGUACAACAAGAAGCCGACUAUCACAUCUAGGGAAAUUCAGACCGCUGUAAGACUUGUACUUCCCGGAGAGUUAGCUAAGCACGCCGUCUCCGAGGGAACUAAGGCUGUGACUAAGUUUACUAGCUCUUGAAUAUAGGGUUAUGCCUUUUGUGGUUGGGAACUUGUACUUGUGAUUUUGUGAAGAAUUGCCGGUUGAUAAAUGCUGGGGUUUUAUGUUGGUGUAUGAUUUUAUAGUUAGACUCUCUAAUUUCCUUUGGUACGUGAUGUAGUUAGAUAUCCGGUUGUAAGUACCAGGUAUUUUUACUUUUUGUUAAUGGCUGAAAUGAAAUUUGGUAUUUUUGUUUCUC